CACCAAAACGCUGUCGCAAGCCGAAGACAGUGGAUAAUGCGACAGGCACAUCCACCGACGACGCUCUUAUGAUUUGAACGUCCCAGCAAUAUCGCAAUGGCGUCCACCGGAGGUAGCACCAGGGAGCCCUGGACCGGCGAGACAAAAUCCAAGUUUAACGGCAAAGACAGAAGCGAGUUCCUUGAUCCAUGCCAGGAGGCUGCCACGAAAAGCAUCCGGUGUCUGCACCGCAACCAGGGUGACCGAACCAUGUGCUCCGAUUACUUCCAGGCAUACAGAGAUUGCAAGAAGAUUUGGAUCGAGAAGCGCAGGAUAGAGAGCAAACGAGGAGGCAAUGCUUAA
Messenger RNA from Podospora pseudopauciseta, 342 nucleotides. RefSeq names its product Mitochondrial copper homeostasis protein (gene COX23). Gene Ontology annotation, cellular component: mitochondrion. Lineage: Eukaryota; Fungi; Ascomycota; Sordariomycetes; Sordariales; Podosporaceae. Gene Ontology annotation, biological process: mitochondrial respiratory chain complex assembly. The record is from RefSeq and is a predicted model, not a curated record. The transcript has 4 exons. Bases 97 to 342 code for a protein of 81 amino acids.